GACAAUGAGUUACUGCAGUGCUUUGAAAUUGUUUGCAAAUACUCUUCAGCAACACCUGCCCCUUUCAAACUAGAGGAAUAGGAAGGCAUAAAGAUACCUGUUACAAGGCUAUGGGAAAUUCAUACGCUGGGCGGCUGAAGACAAAAAGUUUUGAAGAAAUCUUACACAAUUACAUCGAGGCUUCCCUUCGCUCCAGUAACAUAGUGCCCAGACCUAUCUUCUCUCAGCUUUAUCUGGAAGGUGAACAGCAGAUCACAUCACAGGAAGCUGGCAGAUUAGAAAACAAAGACGAUGUUGAAGAUGAUGGGUCAGAGUCUAGCAGCCCUCCAAUUCCUUACCAGAUGAAACCUCCCCCAGAAGGAGCCUGUACCAUAGAUGGAUUCUGUCAGUCAGGGAGGGACCUGCGCCUGUCUUUUAUAUCAAAUGAGCAAAUGGAGGUCCCCCUAGGAUUUCUACUGGUUGGAGUGAAAUCCCCCAACCUGCCUGAUCACCUUCUGGUGGCUGUGGUGGACCGCAGGUUUCUACCAGACGACAACGGACGCAAUGCUCUGUUAGGGUUUUCAGGUGACUGUGUUGGAUGUGGAGAGAAGGGGUUUCGCUAUUUCACAGAAUUCUCCAAUCACAUCAAUCUGAAUGUAACAACCCAACCGAAGAAACAGAAGCACUUAAGGUGUUACCUCAUCAGGAAUGCACAUGGGGGUCUCACACAAGGACCCCUCAUCUGCUGGCGAGGCACAGAAAUGAGAGGAAGUCAGACUAGCUCCAGCCCCAACACAAGCCUUCCUCCCUGGUCUCUACAAGGCCCAGGACAACUGCCAGCCAUCGUCUCAGCAGAAGCUGUUUUAUCAGGAAGGCAGAUUAUUGUAACUGGUGUUCAGCUUACAGGUAUACUUGCUGACCAGGCACUGCCCCCGCUGGUGUCAGGGGCUCCCAUUGCACAUUACAGUGGCAAAGAUUGUCACAGACCCCAGCUCUCGUUAAGCAGCAGCAGCAGCAGCAGCCAGCCAACCAGACCUUCAGUGAUAGGCACCUUAGCUAAUUCGGGUCCACCUAAAAAACGAUACAAAGGCUGGUCUCCAGAGUCUCCUUCAGCUACUGAUGCAAAGAACAACCCCACGCCAGUCAACAAUGGAAGUAAGGCUGACAGUGGGAGUUUGUCAUGCUUAUCUCAGCCCACUCCUGCAGGACCGCUUCUUUCUCCUUUAGUGACCUCUGAGGAGCCUGUGGCUGUGCCUGGCAACCUGCUGAAAAUCUGCAGGACUCAGCCAGUGAUUUUCAAAGGUCAUGGAAGCUUGCCCUAUUUCUGUGGAAAUGUAAAUGAUGUAAUAAUCAGCCCACUGUUGCACUCCUGCUACCAGAAUUCCCAGGCUCUCCCCAGAGUUUAUGAGCAAGAUGAGGCUCCCCCCAUCCAGCCUCUUUCUGUGGAGAGGAUGAUAUUACUCACGGUCUACUACCUGGUUCAGCUUGCACCAGACCAGGUUCCCCUGAUUGAAGACUUGGAGCAGGUCUUCAUGUACCCAAGGCGGGAAUCUCACCUGACUGAAAUCAGGCAGUAUCAGCAGACAGACCCCCAAGUGUCUCCCCAGGGCUCAAGCCAGAAACAACCUGUCACCCCAGCCCAGCUUCCCUGGCUGGCCAGGCUAGCCGCCAGCUCCAGCAACAACAGCGUUCAGGUUAUUGUGUCCACCAACACCCUGGCUGAAGGGCUAUCGGAAACUUUCAAGUGCCUAGUUCAAGGCAAACUGGCACAAACCAACUUUGUAGUGAUCUUAUGCACUUCAGCAUCUCGGGGCACAGAGUCAUGUGUGGUGGUGACAGGAAAACACCAGGCCCGGGCACUUGCAGAGAGCAUGUCCACUCCAAUCGAAUCUCUCAAGGAGAUUAACUAUGAGCUGGCCACAGGGAAAGCAGAAGCACUAAGAGCUUUCUUUAGUAGUAUCUGCCCAGAUGUGGAUACUUUACUGGAAAAGUUUUCUCGGGAGAAAAAUGGCUCUGUUUCCUUGUCAAGUAAUCCUGAACUGUCAGAGGAAAUGGCAAAACAAGAAGGGCAAUGUUCUAAGUUCAUAGCUGAAUGGCAUCAAAUUCAUCCAGUCCAGUUGGUUGUGGCUCGGAAACUACUUUCCCAUGUCUGUGCCAUUGCUGACUCCAGCACACAAAACCUAGACCUUGGCUCCUUUGAAAAAGUGGAAUUCCUGAUUUCUGUUCCUCCUUCAGAAGUGACUUUUCAACAGAUUGUGCUACACCUUUGGAGCUCAGGAAUUUUGUUGGAGUUGGGACUGGAGAAGUACUGCAUGUCUAAGAAAGGAGCAGAGCAGUAUGUGGUGAAGCUUGACUCAGAGGCCCAGGGAAAGAUUGACGCGUUCAUUCAAAAAUCCAGAGUGAACCCCUACACACUCUUUAUACUGGUUCAUGACCAUGCCCAUUGGGAUCUAAGCAGUGAAGCUAGUAGUCCAAGCGAUUCCCCUGCAGGCCUGGUGGACAGACUGCUGAACUGCAGAGAAAUCAAGGAGGCUCCGAACAUUCUGACGCUUCAGGUCACGUCCUUCCCCUACGCCCUGCAGACACAGCACACACGCAUCAGCCCCUACAACGAGAUCCACUGGCCUCCCACCUGCAGCAAUGAUGCUGACUUGUACCAUGAGAACACAAAACACUUUGGCCUCUCGGAGUUGAUUGAAUCAACACGCUCAGGACACAGCCUUCCUGUACUGAGAUAUGACAGCUCAUUCCAGGCAAUGGUGAUGGCUCUCAGAGAAAGGUUUCCUAAGCUUCACAGCGUUGUGAUAAGAACUUACGUCCUAAUUCAGCACUAUGCUGUGGCCAUGAUGGCAGUAGUGGGUCUCUCCCAGAUGAAGAAAUAUACCUCGGUGGAAACGCUGGAGAUUAUCCAAAACCUCAUCAACGCCCCAGAACAGUGUCCGAGUCGCCACGGCAGCAUGGUGCUGCUGAGGAUCCCCUCAGUCCAGCUGGCUGCUGUAGCUUAUGAGCGCCUGUGCCAAGUCAGGGAAAAGCUUGGCUUACAACAGCAGUUCGAAAUCAUCUUGGGAAGUCCUAAUACUGCACUCAGUGUUGGAAAGCACUUUUUGGAAAUGCUGAAAACGUGGCUGAAAAUACAAGAUGCUGGCUGGGUUCCUCGUACAUAUUUGGAAUUGGAAGCCCUGCCAUGCAUACUCAUAUUCACUGGAAUGAACCCACAAGGAGAGUCGUUGCCAAGGUCUUUAAAGUACUGCGACCUUCGUUUAAUAAAUUCCACUUACCUGACGAGGACAGCCCUGGAGCAGGAGCUGGGACUAACGGCACACCUGGUCAAGUCACACGGGCCCAGUGAGAAGGUUCCAGCUAGUGACCUCACCGAAAGUGACCCGGAGACACUGAGCAGCACAGACAACGAGGAGGAGGCGAUAGUGAUGGAAGCAUUCAGCAGUGAGUCAACAACUCAUGCUCCGGCAAUUGACACUUCUGGGAAACAUCUUCAGUCUUCAGGGCUUUCUAACCCGGACAAGAGUGCUAAAGACUUAGACAAGAUCCAACUGGACAGCAGUUUAAAAGUAACAAUCAAUGAAAGCAGCACUUCCUGUGACCCGCAAACAAGGAAAACCACAAGGAUUCUUUUCAAAUUGAACUGCUCGGCUUCUUCUACUGACAAUGUGGUGAUAUCCCAGUCAGUGCCACAAUGUCCCAGGGCAAAGAGUUUAAACCAACCGCCUAUCGUGUUCCUGCCCAAAGCUGUAUAUGAUGUCAUCACCUCGGUUGACAGCAGUGGCCUCCCUAAGUCCACGUCCUUCCUUCCCCAUCAUUUAGUGACCUGGGCAAGCUCCUUUCGACCUUUGUUGAGCAAGAUAAUGACCUGCACUGAGCAGUCUCUGUAUUACCGUCAAUGGACCAUACCCAAACACAAUCAUAUGGACAGUAAAAAUAUAGCAGAGGAAAAAACAGACAACUUUCACCCCAGAAGCCUUUUAUUUAGUGGACCACCACAGGUGGGAAAAACUGGUGCCUAUCUGCAGUUUCUGGGUAUUUUGUCCACGGAAGUAGAUAUAUACGAUGAAGAAGAAAUUAACUCAAAUGUAAUGGAAGAUUCUGUUCAGUAUCACAAGACUGGUGCUGUGUGGCCAGAUGUCACUGUUUUCAAUGUGAUGCCUUUUGACUGCACUGUCCAUAAUCCCAAGUAUGAAGGUGCCAGUCCAGUUUACUCCAGAGAGCUUACUUUCAGAAACACAGGAAGCUCAAGAAAACAGGAAGAUGUCUACAUGAGGCGUCGCACAACAAGGAUGAGGUUGUCCAAAUACGCAGCCUAUAACACAUACCACCACUGUGAGCAGUGCCAUCAGUACAUGGGCCUCACCCCUAGACACCAGCUCUGCGAGUCCGCAUUGCACGCCUUCUCCUUUUCCUACUCAAUGCUAGGGGAGGAGAUCCAGCUUUACUUCAUCAUCCCCAAAUCCAAAGAGCAUCACUUCUCCUUCAGCCAGCCUGGAGGGCAGCUAGAGAGCGUGAAGCUUCCACUCACCUCUGACAAGAAUCCGGAUUUCAUAAAGAGUCCAAUCUUCACACCAACAACUGGGCGACAUGAGUACGGCCAUUUCAAUCUGUACCAUGCAAUGGAGGGUGUCAGCCACUUGAACAUUCUGGUCAUUAAGGAAUAUGAGAUGGCAGCCUACAAGAAAUACUGGCCUAACCACAUCCUGCUGGUCCUUCCUAGCAUUUUCAAUGGAGCUGGGGCUGUUCAUUUUCUGAUUAAAGAGCUGUCUUACCACAACUUAGAACUGGAGCGUAACAGGCAAGAAGAGCUGGGGAUUAAACCUCAGGAUAUCUGGCCAUUCAUCAUUGUGGGAGAUGACUCCUGUGUCAUGUGGAACAUGGUAGAUGUUGUACCUGCUGGAGACAGUAUGAGUAAAUCAUCAUUUUCAGAGAGGAAUGUCUCUUUGAGACAUGUCCUGCAGCACAUUGAGGCAACCCCUGCGAUCACACAGUACGGCCUGUGUGGGAUGAGGCAGUGGUCCAGCAGACAGAGCACUGGGCAGAUCAGAGAACCCUUCUCCCACUGUCACCUCCACGACUUUGUGCUGCUCAACGUGGACCUCACACAGAACGUGCAGUUCAACCAGAACAGAUUUACCUGUGUUGAUGUGGAUUUCAACCUCCGUGCCCACAGUGCUGGCUUGCUCAUCUGCAGGUUUAACAACUUCAGCGUUAUGAAGAAACAAAUUGCCAUCGGAGGACAAAGGGCAUUUAUCAUCAAAUCAAAGGUGUCUGAUGUGCCAACAAACAUUCCGCCUUCUCAGUACAUCUGCGCUCCUGACUGCAAGCACACUUUCCUGGCGGCUCCUGCUCCGCUGCUGCUUGAGAAGUACUUACAGCACACAAGCCACAGAUUCUUUCCCAUGUCUCUGAAAAACUACGCCCACCCAGUGCUUUCUGUGGACUGUUACCUCAACCUGGGAUCUGAGAUUGCUGUGUGUUACGUGAGCUCCCAUCCUCACUCUAUUAACAUCAUCUCUUCUGGCCUGCACUUCGGUGGUCUUCUUCUGUAUAUCUGCGACUCCUUUGUUACAGCAAGCUUUUUGAAAAAGUUCCAGUUCUUAAAAGGUGCCACACUGUGCGUCGUCUGCCCGGAUCGAAACUCUCUGCGGCAGACAGUGGUCAGGCUGGAGCUGGAGGAAGAGUGGCGGUUUUGGCUGAGAGACGAAUUUCAAACAGCCAACCCCAAGGAAGACAAGCCCCUCUUCUUUCUUACAGGGGAACGUAUAUGAGCCACUGUGGCAGCUGUCAUUAGGUUUGUAAAGGAUUAUAACAGGGGGCGUGGGCUAUCUGCUACACAAAUUAACCAGACCUUAACCCCGGAUAUACACACGGUCAUUGGUGGUUUGGCUUCCUCUUCACAGAUUAAACAGACCCCGAACCCAUUACACACACUGCCAUCAACGGUUUUGACUUCUUUUCUCUGGAGCUGUGGUCCCGGUUAGACACAUAGUAAUCAGAGGAGCUGACUUCUUAAUCCCUAAAACCUUAUCCCUGUUAAAACACAAGGUGAUCAGAGGAGCUAAUUUCUUAAUCCCUAAACUCUGAUCCCUGUUAAAACAUACGGUAAUCAGAGGUGCUGAUUUCUUAAUCCCUAAACUCUGAUCCCUGUUAAAACACACAGUGAUCAGAGGUGCUGACUUCUUAAUCCCUAAGAUUUUAUCCCUGUUAAAACACACAGUGAUCAGAGGAGCUGACUUCUUAAUCCCUAAACUCUGAUCCCUGUUAAAAUGCACUGUGAUCAGAGGAGCUGAUUUCUUAAUCCCUAAACUCUGAUCCCUGUUAAAACGCACUGUGAUCAGAGGAGCUGACUUCUUAAUCCCUAAACUCUGAUCCCUGUUAAAACGUACUGUGAUCAGAGGAGCUGACUUCUUAAUCCCUAAACUCUGAUCCCUGUUAAAACGCACUGUGAUCAGAGGAGCUGACUUCUUAAUCCCUAAGAUCUAUCCCUGUUAAAACACAUGGUGAUCAGAGUAUAGCUUUCACAAAGUAGCGUGGGCUGUCUUGAGUCCGAUGGCCUUACAGCAGCCCUCAGGUGUGUCAACUGGACUCUUCUAUAGUGCAAAAUGCUCAGCUGGGACAAACCCGCCUGCUGGUUACAGCUUGUACGUGUGUGUGUGUGCCUAUAUAUAUGUAUAUGUAGUUAAAUAUUGUGGAAUCACAUUACUUUGUAUUGUGUUUUAGGUUUACUCCUGCUUGUUUUUUUGUCUUGUAAGUAAAUGAGAACUGAAUCGUGAAACUGGAAGCUUGUUUGUUUAGACAUUGGACAUUGGAACAGUACAUAUAACGCAGAUUCACAUACAACUGGGUCUUUUGCAGAAGUGGAUUAUUUUUAUAGACAAAGUAUUCUUUUUGAUGAAGUGUUUACAUACAGUUAAAAAUAGGGAACCUAUUGUGGCAUGUUUUUACUGCAGUGUGAUGCAUAUCAUUUGGCAUGUUGCUGCAGUGUGAUGUGUGGUGCAUAUCAGUUGGCAUGUUAUUGCUGCAGUGUGAUGCAUAUCAUUUGGCAUGUUGCUGCAGUGUGAUGCAUGUUAUUGCUGCAGUGUAAUGCAUAUCAUUUGUCAUGUUAUUGCUGCAGUGUGCUGUAUGUUAUAUCUGCAGUGUGGUGCAUAUCAGUUGCACAGGGUUUCCAACAAGACAAGGAGCAACUCUCCUUUAUCAGUGAAAUUUCAUGAACAAAGCCUUGCAAACUAAAUACAUUUUAUUUUAAACUGCAAUAAAUUUGAAGCACGCCCAAUUUGUUAAAUGAACAAUACUGUAAUAUUACAGUAGUAGAGAACUGAAAACAAACAUGGUGUAUCUUACGAUUGAACGUUUAAAGUCGGAUAAUCAAGUUGGAUAAUUUAGCAGUUACAUUCUUAGAAAUACAUUCCACACCUAUCACCUAUUUUAAGUGCAUUCAUCAAAUGUUAAGUAUACUUAAUAUAUAUUAAUAUUUAGUAUAUUUGUAAUAUGUGUAUUUUUAAGCAUUCACACCCUUUGAAAUGCGUGAGUGUUCUUAGUAAUUGUAUUUUGAGGCAAAGUUAAAUCCGUUCCUGAAAAAGCAAAUGAAUCGUGCAUGAAGCAAAGGGUAUAGCAAUUUACUGAGACAGUAUUCUUUCAUACAUUGUGUGCUCCAGAAACCCAUUAAAUAAUAAAAUGCAUUAUUACUGUAGUGUGGUUUGCUAACCUGAAACUUGUCAAAUAUAAAAUCUUUUUGUAGAAUAUGUUUUUGUGUAAAAAGUACUUAUUUCUGUGUGUCUAAACU
Messenger RNA from Polyodon spathula (Mississippi paddlefish), 7768 nucleotides. RefSeq names its product protein GREB1-like. Lineage: Eukaryota; Metazoa; Chordata; Actinopteri; Acipenseriformes; Polyodontidae. The record is from RefSeq and is a predicted model, not a curated record. The transcript has 32 exons. Gene Ontology annotation, biological process: multicellular organism development. Bases 111 to 5753 code for a protein of 1880 amino acids.